AAUUCAGUCACAUUAAAGAAUAGUAUAAUGCGGUCACUUGUGUUGCUUGGGCUGGCGCUGGUCGCCUCUGUCGCCGCGGAUGUUAGCAUCCCGAAAUCUUACCACGAUGAGGUCGGGAUUCCUGAGGCGCAGAGGAUUAAGGCUUAUGAAGAGAGUAUUAUGUCCAAUCCAGACACUAGGCCACCAACUGCACUAGGAAGGAUCGUUGGAGGAUCUGCCGCACCUAUUAAUGCUCACCCUUACUUGGGUGGCUUGGUCAUCAGUCUUGUCAACGUCGCCGGUAACUCAGUGUGCGGCUCCUCUCUAGUAUCACCCAAUCGCCUUCUGACUGCUGCUCACUGCUGGUUCGAUGGUACGCGUCAAGCGUGGCAGUUCAUCGUGGUCCUCGGCUCUCAGUUCCUCUUCCAAGGUGGCAAUCGAAUCGGGACUAGCAAUGUCGUCAUGCACCCACAAUAUAAUUUUCGCAUGUUGUUUAACGACAUUGCUGUCAUCUAUCUUCCAAGCAGAGUGACUUUCACUAGUGCCAUCCAAGCUGUGUCGCUUCCAAACUCAUGGGAACUGACUGAGUCAUUCGUCGGAGAUUGGGCUGUAGCAGCUGGAUACGGAAGAGUUAGCGACACUCAAGCGGGCGUCACCAUUAACACCUUGGUGAGCCAUGUGAACCUUCAAGUUAUCAGCAUGGCGGAGUGUCAGAGCGUUUUCAGCUCUAACAUUAUCGCGAGCACCCUGUGCACCAGCGGAAGAGGCGGAGUGGGCGUCUGCGGCGGCGACUCUGGUGGCCCUCUUGUUGUCAACCGCUGGGGACGUAUCAUUUUGGUCGGAGUAACGUCUUUCGCGGCUCAAAUUGGAGGAAUGUCUGCCUGCGAACGUGGCUUCCCUUCAGGCUUUGCUCGUGUCACCAGCUUCGACAACUUCAUCAGACAACACUUGUAAUUGACUGAGUCGGAACUAUUACCUAUCUGUGUAACGGAAUCUGGCUUAUUCGUGAAGAACUGGAGAUCUAAUAGGUACAGUUUGUCAAUGAAAGGAAAUAAAGCAAUAAAUGGGAUUAAUCUAA
Messenger RNA from Manduca sexta (tobacco hornworm), 1057 nucleotides. RefSeq names its product brachyurin. Gene Ontology annotation, molecular function: serine-type endopeptidase activity. Gene Ontology annotation, biological process: proteolysis. The coding region runs from base 28 to 933 and encodes 301 amino acids. Lineage: Eukaryota; Metazoa; Arthropoda; Insecta; Lepidoptera; Sphingidae. The record is from RefSeq and is a predicted model, not a curated record. The transcript has 5 exons.